CUGAUUCAAAUAAUAGAUUCAAACUUUAGGGGUAUUACGUAAUUUUAUUUUGUAAAACUUUUUCUAAUCCCCUCAUUUUUUAUUUUUUUUUCGCGACAUUUACAAGCAUCCUCUGAUCCCCUUCCGUAAAUGCCGUUUUCAUUAUUCUCGCACAGAAGAGCUGCCAUUUCUGGAGCUCGAAGGUACCUAGCUCUGUAAACUUGACCAUGAGAACUAGGGUUCUCAUCCGUAAUGCACCUUCCCGCAGAUUUUUCUUGAAUUUGUCUGCCAUUAUAGAUUGAGGAUAGUGCGAGGGGGACUAGGGAAGACGAGCUAGGAAGCAUGUAUAACGGCUCCAGCGAUGGUGAAGGCCACGAAGCAACUCCGAGGAAGAUCCCGCCGGCGUCCUCCAUGUUGUGGGUUCGAAACCUUCGUAAGUUCAUUGGAUCUGGCGCCGGUCUCGGCUCCGAAGCUCUGAUGGAGCUUGAAACAAAGAGAAUCUUGCUUGACAUUUUCAAAGAGAAGCAACAGAAGAAUGCUGAAGCUGGCACAAUUCCGAGCUUCUACAGAAAGAAACCUGAAGAAGGAUCUAUCAGUCAUAGGGUUCAAAGGCUGGCGAAGUAUCGUUUUCUGAAGAAGCAAUCUGAUCUUUUGCUAAAUGCUGAUGAUCUAGAUGCCAUGUGGGUUUGUUUGAGAGAAAAUUGUGUCAUUGAGGAUGCCACUGGUGCUGAGAAGAUGAACUAUGAAGAUUUCUGCCAUAUUGCAUCUGUAUGUACAGAGCAGAUAGGCCCAAAAUGUCGACGGUUUUUCAGUCCUUCAAAUUUUAUGAAGUUUGAGAAAGAUGAAUCUGGAAGAAUUGCCAUCCUCCCAUUUUACCUUUAUGUGAUGCGAACGGUUUCACUUACUCAGGCAAGAAUUGAUAUGAGUGAGCUUGAUGAGGAUUCUGAUGGUUUCCUCCUACCUCAUGAAAUGGAAGCCUACAUAAGAGGCCUUAUCCCUAAUCUGGCACAGUUACGUGAUAUGCCUGAAGGCUUUGUUCAAAUGUACUGCCGCAUAGCUGCCCAUAAAUUCUUCUUUUUCUGUGAUCCUCACAGACGAGGUAAAGCAUGCAUAAAGAAGGUGCUGCUUAGUAACUGCCUCCAGGAACUCAUGGAAUUGCAUCAGGAAAGUGAAGAAGAAGUCACUGAUACUGAACAAGCUGAGAAUUGGUUUUCUUUGACAUCAGCACAACGGAUAUGUGAUAUGUUUCUUGCUCUAGAUAAAGAUAUGAAUGGGACUUUGAGCAAGCAGGAGCUUCGAGAUUAUGCAGAUGGGACACUGACAGAUAUUUUCGUUGAGCGGGCUUUUGAUGAACAUGUCCGCCGUGGGAAAAGCGGAGGGGGCAAUUCCAGGGAAAUGGAUUUUGGGAGUUUUCUUGACUUUGUCCUGGCCCUGGAAAACAAAGAUACACCCGAAGGAUUAACAUACUUGUUUCGGUGUCUUGAUCUUAAUGGAAGAGGAUUUCUUACAACAGCUGAUAUCCACACCCUUUUUAGAGAUGUACACCAAAAAUGGAUCGAGGGAGGAAACUACGAGCUCUGUAUCGAGGAUGUAAGGGAUGAGAUCUGGGAUAUGGUGAAACCAGCUGACCCACUUAGGGUUACUCUUGCUGAUCUCCUUGCUUGCAAACAGGGUGGGACUGUUGCCAGCAUGCUUAUAGAUGUUCGUGGUUUCUGGGCCCAUGACAACAGAGAAAAUCUUCUCCAAGAAGAAGAAGAGCCUGAAGAAGGAUGAACCUGUUGCUUCUACACAAGCUGCUGCUCCUCUGGCAAUGUAUGAACUUGUAAUUUUUACCAACUUAAUGUUCAAUUUGUUGCAAUUUCAAAGAGUAACGUUCUGUGUUAUGUAGAACAUGUAUAGGUGUAAAUGCUGCUAAAGUUUGGUUGGAUUUCUGGAGGAUUUGAAAAAUAAGAAGAGGAUUCUGAGAUUUCAUUCUCACAUCUACACA
Macadamia integrifolia is the source of this 1966-nucleotide messenger RNA. Its product is annotated as probable serine/threonine-protein phosphatase 2A regulatory subunit B'' subunit TON2. Lineage: Eukaryota; Viridiplantae; Streptophyta; Magnoliopsida; Proteales; Proteaceae. Gene Ontology annotation, molecular function: calcium ion binding. Gene Ontology annotation, biological process: cortical cytoskeleton organization; regulation of dephosphorylation; microtubule cytoskeleton organization. The transcript is spliced from 12 exons. The coding region runs from base 322 to 1752 and encodes 476 amino acids. Gene Ontology annotation, cellular component: spindle; centrosome. The record is from RefSeq and is a predicted model, not a curated record.